AAAAAUGGCGAUUAUGAUCAACGACAACGUACGCGAGACAGCUAUUAAUCGGCUGACGGUGUUUCUUCUCCGUCUAGAAUCAUCAUCAAUGACAAACCGCCACCAAUGAGAGAGCAAGUUCUCCUCACGCACCAAUGAGAUAAAAAUAGCUUUGUCUGGACGACGACGGUCCAAGUAAGGAGAUCAGCCUUGUCGAAACUGUCAUCGUAGUCCAGUGAGGAUAAUCUAGUAAUUUCAGGAACUUAGAAAGCCUGGAGAAGGCUGUCUCGCACGUGCCCCGUUGCACUCAUUUCAAAUUCAAAAAAACUCAUUUCCCUCUCAUUUCUCGUCGGACAAGAGAUUUGAAAGAAAAUUACCACAACGCUCUACUACACAAAUCUACUCUCAGUUACACUCAAUGGAGUGUGAUGAACCUCCGUCUCCGUCGCUCUAUCCACGACGGCCGCCGUCUUCUUCGCUUCUCAAAGACAUUUCCAAUUUUAAAACCCCAAAACGUCCCCCACAAACCCCCGAUUUCAACUCUCCAUGCGCACAACAAUUUUUCACUGCCUCCAAACAAACUCCUAAGUCCUAUGCUCGGUCGUUUCAUCGCCAUGGGCUCUCCAAGUCAAAGUCCAAGACAGCUGCCGCCCGGAAACUCAAGUCUUUGGAAAUGGAACAAUCAAAAUCCGCCUACAAGUCAAAGCUCAAAAAGGAACAGUCACUCAAGUCGCUCUCCAAAUCCCUCACCGUCUGGCUUAAUUUCCUGAUUCAAAACCCUAAAUUAUGCGGCUAUGACAGAAUUGGGACCAACUCGGAGGUGGCCAAGGGGAAGAGGGAAGGAGGAGAGAUAAUGGCAUGGCGGAGCCCAAAACGGCUUAGGGACAUGUGGUGGAAAAGAGAAAAUGACAAUGCUGAUGUGGAUGUUGAUUUGGCGGAGUCCAAGUACUUACUGUUGAAAAAUUCGUUAAAGGAUGUGUGUAGUUUGGAUGAUCUGAAGCAAAGGAUGGGUGUUUACUUGAGUUUGGGUGGUUGCAAAGAGGUUUUCCAUGUCAUGACUCUUGUGAUUAAGAAUAUUGAUGAUGGGCGAUUAAAAAUGAAGUCACAUUGUCCCAUUGUAACUGAUGUUGGGAUGAAGGAAAAAGCCACUAGUGUUAUUAUGAGUUAUAACCCCAUUUGGCUUCGAAUUGGCCUGUACAUUAUUUUCGGUGGUGAUUCCUUGUUGUCUAAUGAAGAUGUUAAUUCUGAACAAGAUAUGGUAUUCUUGAAAAUGAUAAUCGAGAAGCAGUUUUUCUCUCAUGCCGGGCUUGCAAAAGCUUAUGCUUAUAACAAAAAGGUGGAGGGUUUAUACAGACCUGGUUAUUAUGAAACCUUGGGGACUGUUAUAUUGAAGAGAUUUUUGCUGCUUGUUCUCAUACUUGAUAGAGCUAAAUCCCAGGGAAUUCUUCCACUCAAUUAUGGUAUUGAUGGAGUUGAUGGGGGUUCUCCUCUUUUGUUCAUAGUGAAAUCUAGUAUCAAAUCAAGCCGCCAAGUGAUUGUUGAUUUCUUAUCUUCCGAUGUAAUGCAUGGAGAAGGUAGUCUUCUCGCACACCUGGCGAUUGUUGGGUACAAAGUGUCUUACCAACAGUCUCCCCUGGUUGAGUAUGAUUUCCGAGUUACGGAUUUAUUUGUAGAUCUCCAAGAUGGUCUGCGGCUUGGUAGAAUCAUACAACUCUUGCUACAGGACUCCUCAAUCCUUACGAAAUUGGUAGUCCCAUCUGAUACUCGCAAAAAGAAUUUAAUAAAUUGUGGCAUUGCUCUGCAAUAUUUGAGAAAGGCUGGUGUAGUGUUAUAUGAUGAAGAUGGAACACCAAUUACGGAAGAUGAUGUUGCCAACGGAGACAAAGAACUUAUUCUUUCCUUGCUAUGGAACAUGUUUGUGCACCUGCAGUUACCACUUUUGAUAAACAAAAAUGUCUUAGAAGAUGAAAUUUGCAAACUUCAGGAAACUAGUGUGGGCAAAUUGAAUGGUAGCGGUUCAACUCUGGAUUUGCUUUUAAAUUGGAUCCAGGUGGUCUGCCAAAAGUAUGAUUAUCAGAUUGACAGUUUUUCUUCAUUGGUUGAUGGAAAAGCCAUAUGGUGCUUGCUUGAUUUUUACUUCCGGAAGGAAAUUAGUUGUUCUUGUUCUUCGAAGGACCAUCAUGAAGCAAGAGGUGAAGAAUCAAUAAUGUCAACCACUGAUUACACAGAUGCUUUUCACAACUUUAUAUUGUCCCAGAAAUUGACCACAUUGUUGGGAAGCUUUCCAGAGGUUCUGCAAAUGAGUGACAUACUUGAACAUAAUGGUGCUUGUAGUGAGCGGAGCGUGGUAAUUCUUUUGGUGUUCCUCUCCUCUCAACUGAUUGUCAGGAAGAACAUGGAUCAACUAAACUUUCAUAAACUAUUGGGCUGUAAUUGUCAAAAUUUUGAGAGGAGACGUUCAAAUAUUGGAUACUGGAUUGAGAAUUUUCAAGCAUUGUCAGAACAAGAAGAAGAAAAAGAUGACAGCAAGGAAGAUGCAGUGAGGAAGUUUAAGGCCCUUCAGGCUUGGUGGCGGGAAAUGGCUGAGAAGAACUAUAAAAGUGCCUCAAAACCUCCUAUCGCUACUUUGCAGAGCUUCUCAACUAACAAAAACAGCAUUAACCUUGAAAAAGGUACUACAGUAAGUCAAACUGUAGAAGGUAUUGCAAAACAGUCCAAAGUGGAGGGAGAAUUACGAGGAAAUGCUGCACAAGUCAUACAGACUCAUUUCAGGAGAUGGAUUCAACGUCGCAGUUUCUUGAAGAUGAGGAAUGCAGUUUCAUUUUUGCAAAUUGCUAUUCGAGCGUGGUUAGAAGUGAAGUUCAAUUCAACACUUGAAGAUUUUGAUACUAGAAAAAUCGAGAACUUAGAGAUAGGGAGAUAUGUCAAGUUCAUUGUUGAGAAACGCGGUUUUGGCAAGUUAAAGAGAUCGGUAGUACUUAUCCAGCGAGCAACUAGAACUUGGAUAAGUCACAGACAUCAGGUGAAAAAUAUGAACAAUCAGGGUGUAUCCACUCCUUAUCUAGUUAGUGAUGCCAUGGAUGUUCAGACGUGUGUGCCCAGCAUCCUUGAAAUCGAGAAAACUCCGUUUAUGUGUCAAGAAAAGGAUGACAGGGAGUUGGAAACAGAGGCAGCACUUAAAAUUCAGUUGGCAUGGAGGAAUUUCACAUCAAACAAGUCCCUUCACAAGAAAUGUGUUGCUGCAACUAAAAUUCAGAGUCAUUUCCGUGGUUGGCAGUCAAGACAAAGAUUCUUAAUUUUGAAGCAGGCAACAAUAAAAAUUCAAAGUCAUUUCCGAUGCUUAAGCUGUCAAAGGGCAUUUCAUGAGAACAAAGUUGCCACAAGGUCUGCUAUUCUCAUGCAAUCUUGCAUACGUGGUUGGCUAGCUAGAAGACAAGCUUCAAGAUUUAGGUGUUUCAUUGUUAACAUCCAAAGACAUGUACGUGGGUGGCUGAUUAGGAGGGACUACAUGGUUCAAAGAAAGGCUCUUAUAAAGAUCCAAAGUGCCAUUAGAUGCCUACUAUGCAAGAGAUCUUUUCAUUUAAAUAAAUCAGCUGCCAUUGAAGUUCAACGAUUUGUUAGAGGGCAGAAUACUCGAAGGAGGCUCCUAGGAUCGUCUUGCCAUCUUGCAACCACUAUUUCUGGUCAUUAUAAUACCUCAAGAGACUGCUUCCAGAGUUUUGAAUUAGGAGUACUUGUAUCAUCUGUUUUAAAACUGCAAAGGUGGUGGAGGCAUGUUUUGCUGCGUAAAUUAAAAAGAAAGUCAGUUAUCAUUAUCCAGUCACAUAUUAGGGGGUGGGCAGCAAGGAAAAAGCUCUCUAGAGAGAAGCAUUGUGUUGUUGUGAUUCAAUCUUAUUGGAAAGGCUACCUUGCUCGAAAAGAAUCAAGUAGGCAAAUGCAGGAUUUGCGCUUGAGAGUUCAGAAUUCUGCCACAAAUGUGGAUGAUGGAAUGCGCAUUAUUAACAGACUAGUGUCAGCACUUUCAGAACUACUCAACAUGAAAAGUGUCAGUGGCAUUCUUCAUACUUGUGCAACUUUGGAUACGACAACACAACAUUCUCAGAAAUGUUGUGAAAAGCUGGUGGCUGCUGGGGCAAUUGAGACUUUGUUGGAGCUUAUUCGCUCGGUCAGUCGAAGCAUACCUGAUCAGGAAGUUCUAAAGCAUGCACUCUCAACUCUCAAAAACCUUACCCGUUAUCCGCAUUUGAUCGAAGCACUAAUCGACAGUCAAGGAUCUGUUGAAACAAUUCUCUGGGAGAUGUUAAGGAAUAAGGAUGAGGGAUAUUUCAUUGCUUCUGAGAUUUUGAAGAAGAUAUGCUCAAACCAUAAAGGUGUUGAAGCCAUAUGCAAGUUAAGUGGCCAUGUUAAGAGAUUAAACACUCUUGUUGAGGAACUAACAAGGAAGGCGAACAUGGAUAAAAGAAAUCCCCGGAGCCAGUCAGUGAGAGCGAACUUGGAAAGGAGAUUGAGGGAGGCUGUUGAACUGGUGAAGCUGAUAAAACAUGGCUGAAGGCAGAGAUGAUGAAUAGGCUCACAUUGUAUAAAGUAAGAAAAGCCACAUGCAUGGGAGCCUGUGAACUGGCACCAUAUUUGUUUCUUUGUUAAAGUUCACCACUUGUUUGGACCGCAAUUGCUGCUGCUGCUGCUGCUUCUUCCCGCACAUAUAUUGUUGAAUCAGAGCCAACACUACUUUUUAAUUCCCUCUUUUUACAAUAAUUAAAUUUAUUUCUUACCCAGAAAGGCAAGCGGCAAUAUAUUUUAGUUAUUUGAUUGAUUGAACAAGUGGAUGCUAGGAUAAGGGAAGAGUGUGGCGUGAUGGUUCCAAGAGGGCAGCGAUGCACAUGACAUAUUAUCUUCUCUGUUUAAAGUAUCGAAUCAGAGAUUGAGAACCAGCAA
Molecule: messenger RNA, 4914 nt
Organism: Mangifera indica (mango)
Lineage: Eukaryota; Viridiplantae; Streptophyta; Magnoliopsida; Sapindales; Anacardiaceae
Product: abnormal spindle-like microcephaly-associated protein homolog
Exons: 23
Coding region: 398-4528 (1376 amino acids)
Biological process (GO): mitotic cell cycle; establishment of meiotic spindle localization; spindle organization
Cellular component (GO): spindle pole
Molecular function (GO): protein binding
Source: RefSeq, a predicted model, not a curated record